GCGAGAAGCAGAUAAAAAGCGGAAAAAACGUGGACAAUCUUUGUGAAGGUCAUUGCAAACCCGAGAAAGGAAUAUGGCGUACAAUGGACUGUCGCAGCAUGUCGAUUUCCUGAGGCUGCCCAACCCAAGCGAACGCUUCGAGCUGCUGGAUUUGAUCGGCGAAGGAACCUAUGGCGAGGUGUACAGCGCAAAGGAUAAGCAGAGCGGCCGGAAGUAUGCCGUAAAGAUACUGGAAACGAUUGCCGACAACAUCGAAGAGAUUGAAGAAGAGUAUUUGGUUCUGCGAGACCUAUCGAAACACCCGAACAUACCGGACUUUGCUGGUCUUUUCCUGAAACGAGGUGCAACCGUCGAAGAUGAUCAACUAUGGUUUGUGCUCGAGCUAUGCACUGGUGGAUCGGUUACCGAUUUGGUCCAGGGUCUACGCAAUCGAGGAUCACGGCUGAGCAACAAUCAGAUUGCGUAUAUUCUACGGGAGACGGUAAGCGCGUUGGUGUUUUUACACGAGAAUCACUGUAUGCACCGGGACAUCAAGGGGCAUAACAUUCUGCUGACCGAAAAUGGCCACGUCAAGCUGGUUGAUUUCGGCGUGAGCUCACAUUUAGCCGCUACGAUGGCUCGACGAAACACUAGCGUCGGAACACCGUAUUGGAUGGCCCCAGAGGUGAUUGCUUGUGAGCAGCAGCUGGAUCAGUCUUAUGAUUCACGAUGCGAUGUCUGGUCAGUCGGUAUAACGGCUAUCGAACUCGCCGAAGGCGAUCCUCCGUUGUGUGAACUACACCCGAUGAGGGCGCUGUUCCAAAUCCCAAGAAAUCCUCCUCCUAAGUUGAGUCAUCCAGAGUUGUACUCGGCGAUGUUGUCGGAUUUUAUAUCCGAAUGCUUGGUGAAAGAUCUGGAGCAGAGGCCUUUUGCGAAAGAGUUAAUAACGCAUCCGUUUCUGAAAGCCGUUGGACCUUACGUAGAUCAAGUGCGACAAGACUUGAAGUCCGAAAUUCAUAAACAACGGUCAGAUGGUAGGACUUCGCGACAGGCAGAGGCCACUACGAAGUAUGGAAAGUUGAAGUCCGAUCGAAAGUCAAAACCGCAGAAGAUGUACAUGGAUGAUCUGGCCGCACUGGACGUUCUAACGGAAGACACGAUCGUGGAACAGUUACAGAAACGGUUCGAAACCAACCAAAUCUACACUUACAUUGGAGACAUCCUGGUGGCGGUUAAUCCGUUUUCCCAAUUGGGUUUGUACACGACCUACCACCAGAAAAAAUACUCCGGCAAAACGAGAUCGGAUAAUCCGCCUCACAUUUUUGCCGUAGCAGACGCCGCUCACCAGGCUCUGGUUCAUCAGAAGCAGAAUCAGGCGAUUGUCAUUUCCGGCGAGAGCGGCUCUGGAAAAACGGAAAGCGCCAAUCUCUUGUUGAAACAGCUGGUUUACCUGGGCAAAGCAGUUACCAAAAACUUGGAGGAACGAAUCCUUCAGGUUAACCCGAUUAUGGAAGCCUUUGGCAACGCCAGAACUGGAAUAAAUUCCAACAGUUCUCGCUUUGGAAAGUAUCUGGAGCUGACCAUGGCUCGCAGUGGAAAGGUGAAUGGAGCUAGAAUUUUUGUUUAUCUGCUGGAGCAAAGCCGAGUUGUCAAACAGGCCGAAGGGGAAGGAAACUUCCACGUUUUCUACUACAUGUACGACGGAUUACAGUCGGAGAAGCGCUUGGAAGAAUACUAUCUUCAUCCGUCCUAUCGGAAGACUCAUCGUUACCUACAGGAAACUACAACGUUACCGAAGACCAACGUUGAUCGUUGGAAGCAGUUGCUGGCUAGUUUUAAAGUGCUUGGCUUUCGCGACGACGAAGUGGACAUGGUGAACCGGGUGCUGGCAGCCAUUUUAAAUCUGGGCGACAUGGAGUUCGGCGAGGUCGAUUCCAACGACAACACCGACAGCAAGGCAAGGGUGAUUGAUGUCGCUCCGAUGCACCGGGUGUCCAAGCUGCUCGGUGUGGAGGCUACGGAUUUGUUGGAAGCCUUGACUUCCAAUUCGGUUGUAACGCGAGGAGAAACAAUAACGCGUCACAACAAUGUCGCAGAGGCGUGCACUGCCAGGGACGCUAUGGCGAAGGGUUUGUAUGGUCGGUUGUUCGAUUGGAUGGUCAACCAGAUCAAUCUGCUGUUGGUUCAUAAUCGACCGAAUAACGCUCCUGAACAGUUGGCAGUGGGACUUCUGGAUAUCUUUGGAUUUGAAAAUUUUCCCAAAAACUCCUUCGAACAGCUGUGUAUUAACAUCGCCAACGAACAAAUACAAUACUACUUCAACCAGCACAUUUUCACCUGGGAGCAACAGGAAUACAUGGCUGAGGGGAUCCCGGUUGAUAUGGUGGAGUUCGCCGAUAAUCGUCCCGUGCUGGAUAUGCUGCUAAGUCGGCCUCUUGGUUUGCUAGCACUGUUGGACGAAGAAUCGCGAUUUCCAAGAUCGAACGAUCGUUCGCUAAUCGAAAAGUUCCACAACAACGUCAAAUCGAAGUUCUACCAACGCCCGAAGUCGGACGCCGUUUGUUUCGCGAUUCACCACUUCGCCGGGCGGGUCGUCUACCAGGCGGAUGGUUUCUUGGAGAAGAACCGCAACUUCCUACCGGCCGAGAUCAUUCAGCUAAUCCGCCAGAGUCAGUACGACAUGAUUCGCUUCCUGUUCCAGUGCCCGAUCACCAAGACGGGCAAUUUGUACUCGGCUAUCCAGGAUACCGGAUCGCGACAGAACGUGUCCAACUUUAUCAAGGUUGAUACGAAGGAAAAGUUCAACUCCCGUGGCCUGGCAUCGCAGUCAAGGGCUCAGCAAACGGUGGCAACCUACUUCCGCUAUUCGCUGAUGGAUCUGCUGCAGAAGAUGGUUACCGGGGCACCGCAGUUCAUUCGUUGCAUCAAACCGAACGAUAUGAAAGCGGCUAAAAGCUUCGAACCGACCAAGGUUCUGAAGCAGCUGCGCUACACCGGAGUGCUCGAGACGAUCCGCAUCCGACAGCAUGGGUUCAGCCAUCGGUUGGCAUUUGCUGAGUUUUUGAAGAGAUACUACUUCCUCGGCUACGGAUUCGAGGAACGCGUCGUCGCUAGCCGGGAUUCAUGUCGUUUACUUUUAGUUCGUCUAAAAAUGGAUGGAUGGGCACUCGGGAAAUCCAAGGUGUUCCUCAAGUAUUACCACAUUGAGUAUCUAUCGAAGCUUUAUGAGGAGCACGUUCGUAAAAUUGUACUGGUGCAGGCUUGCGUUCGUCGCUGGUUGGCAAAAGCCCGUGUUAAACGAGAGAAAAUGCAGCGAGUGGCUCUCUGUGCCGUUACUUUGCAGAGACACGUUCGCGGUUGGUUGACCAGACGUCGUAUGAAAAUGCUACGUGAGAAACAGGAGAAGGAGCGUCUGGAACAGGAGCGACUUGAAAAGGAACGCAUUGCGCGAGAAAAGAAGAACAAUGAGCAAAACAAAGCCAGACAAGCGAAGGCUAAGUUAAUCCAUCAGAUGCCGAACAACGAGUUGAUCAAACCCUCGGAGAAACAGACAGCGGAUGGAAACAACAAGGAAAAUGAAAAAGCGGCGAUUGUAAUCCAAAGCUACUACCGCGGCUACACAAUUCGCAAGCUAAAACUAACCCCCGAACUGGAAGCCAAAACCAAAUACAUCCUAGGAAUAGCUCGCAACCGUGUGGAAGCUCAACGCAUGAUGCAGAAGGAGGGCUUCUCGAAGGAAGACGCUGCUCGCAUAAUUCAACGCUACUAUCGCACCCACAAGAGCAAGAAGAAGGGUCCGGCCCCGCAGCCGGGCAAACCUCUCUCCACCAAAGAUCAGCAGAUGAAUUUGAUCUCUUUCUCGCAGAACGUACACAUGCUAAACCAGGAGGUUCACAAGAAUCUACGGUCGAACAAAAGCGGAGUUCCACUGGAUGCCAUAGAAAAGCUACCCAGCGAUUACAAACGACCUCCAGGGUUCGUGCUGGUUCCUGGCCUGCUGGGAACGGUACCCGGUGGUGAAUACACCAAAUACAGCUCGUUCCGCAGUGCGGGAGACUGUGAUCAUGAGAUGACCAAGGAGCUGAUUCAGAGUCCAGUCACUUCCAGCGAUUUUGAAGAGAUCUCCCCGUGGGACAUGCCGUUCUACGAACUGGAACGAAAUCUCCGUUCGCAAAGACAACGGAACCUGCAACAGCAGCAGCAGCAGCACCGGGUCGAUAUCAACCGUAACGAGAUCCUCGGCGACCGAAUGGUGGAGCUAAGUGAACGCAAACAGCAGCUUUCCAACAACUGGCACCAUGUUAUUCAGGCCACCGAAACCACACAGGACCAUAAAUUCAAGGGAAUGGUCAGAUCGAACAGCAACCACCAGGAGCCGGCUCCAAUCCGGCAUAUUCCCGCCUUCAGCUAUCUCAAUCCGAACGGUCACCAGAUCCUGCGCUACUCUCCGAACAACGUCGAUCAGCACGACGGCAGUGGACACCGCUAUCAUGAUAUGCCUUCUCAUCACCUUCAACAGCAGCAACAGCAACACCAACAGGAGCAAACGCUACAAAACGGCCACGGUAAGGGCAAGAAGCAAAGCUCUAAAAACGAGUACAAGAUCAAGGAAAAAGAAAACAAAGAGCGCAAGAAGAAAGAAAAGAAAGCCAAGAAAGAAAAGGACAAAUCAUCAUCCUCCACUUCGGGAGCUUCUUCCGGGGUGAACAGCUCGGUGGAGAAGAUGCGAAAAGAACCGAAGAAGAAACCACCGAUGCCGUUCCCUCAGCCUCAACAACAGCAGCAACAGCAGCAGCAACAACAACAACGGAUGAUCGAGCAGCACGAUUAUCAAAACAUUUCGGAGGAAACCAAAAUCGACAGCAAUAGUCCGGUUAUGAGGAUGUUUGGUGACACCAACUUCUUGUUGAAUCAUCGCCGCAAAAUGGACGCCAAAGGUCCGAAGGAAAGCAACCUCAGCUGCGGACAGGGUGUGUGCGAACUCAUGAACGGCGUGUACCGUUUCAGUCCACAUGUGACGUCGUUUGCGGAGAUCGAAUCCGGCAAAUGCAGUCACCGUUCGCAUCCGUCCACACUGGAUUCGAAGGAAUACCAAAACUUUAAUGUUUCCAAGUAUCUGAACAUUGAUGUUAAGACGCCGAAUUUGCGAACCGUCAAGAAUCACAUCAGCUCGAACAGUAGCUGCCUGAGCACUGGAAGCAGUGGCUCCAACUCGUUAAAUUCGUUCGAUUCGGUUGAACAGGCGAUUAUCUUUCAGAAAAACAAAAACGCCGACUCGUACCUGGGACCGUUCAACUUUCGUCAGCUGCUGCGACCGACCCAGGGACCGACGGAAUCGCUCCGGAAGCGCAAAGGAAUCAAUCCGCCGUCGCCGCCGCCACCGCAGCGCGGGAAGAGCUGA
Sabethes cyaneus is the source of this 5380-nucleotide messenger RNA. RefSeq names its product myosin-IIIb-like. Bases 74 to 5380 code for a protein of 1768 amino acids. Gene Ontology annotation, biological process: protein phosphorylation. Gene Ontology annotation, molecular function: cytoskeletal motor activity; protein kinase activity; ATP binding. The record is from RefSeq and is a predicted model, not a curated record. The transcript is spliced from 15 exons. Gene Ontology annotation, cellular component: myosin complex. Lineage: Eukaryota; Metazoa; Arthropoda; Insecta; Diptera; Culicidae.